This is a messenger RNA of Oppia nitens, 1429 nucleotides long. RefSeq lists its product as uncharacterized. The record is from RefSeq and is a predicted model, not a curated record. Lineage: Eukaryota; Metazoa; Arthropoda; Arachnida; Sarcoptiformes; Oppiidae. Gene Ontology annotation, molecular function: UDP-glycosyltransferase activity. The transcript has 3 exons. Bases 98 to 1429 code for a protein of 443 amino acids.
CAUUAUGUGUGUUAUUGAAUAAUAAUUUUUUAAGUUGUAUAGGAAAAGUGACACAAACAGUGAUAUCUAACCUAAAUAGGACAGUCGGGCUAAUACAAUGAGACAACGAGGAGGUCGGCUAACAGUACUAUUUACACCACUGGACGGUUGGGGUCAUAUCAAUGCUAACCACGGCUUUGCCGAAGCGCUCAGAGAUCGCGGCCAUCGGGUUGUGUUUGCCGUCGACGCCAAGUUUGAGGGCAAACUGAAACCGUUUGGCUUCGAGGAAGAGAUUCAUAGACCGAAACCGAAAGCCAGUGAUACCGAAGCUAUUGAAAACGGUGGUCCAGUAGUUGUUGAUAUUUAUGCUGAAUUGGUGCGCAAAUAUGCCGAUGUAUUUAAGUUGACGCCCAUUGAAAUUAUCGACCGGUUUGUUGCGACAGCUUUUGGCAGUAUGUUGGACACCAGUCGGGAACGGGAGGAACAGUACAGACAGAUUAUUGCCAAAGUUAAUCCCGAUGUUAUUGUUGUUGACUCGUAUAUCGGUUCGCCAACAUUGACCCAUUCGGGCAAACCAUGGGUAUGGUUAUACUCGGCAGCGCCGCACCUGUGCGUCAACAGUAGCAAAGUGCCACCCGGUUGGUCAGGUUUGCCACUAAAUGGCAAUCGAGAGGAGUGGACUCAGUUUAAGCAACAAUUUGAUUCAAUUUUUACUGAUUUAUACAACCGUACAAACAAAUGGUAUAAAUUUAAGGUCAAACCAUCACUGGACGAACAGCACAUGGCUUUCCUACAUCCCGUUUCUCCCUAUCUUAAUAUAUAUAUGUAUCCCAAGGAACUGGAUUAUGAGGAAACACAUCCUUUGCCUGAAAAGUUUCGUCGAGUCGACGGUUUUGUUCGUACAACUGACGAUACUUUUGAAAUACCGGAGCAAUUGGUGGACAAACCGGGAAAAUUGAUAUUCCUAUCGAUGGGUUCGUUCGGUUGCGCCAAUAUGGAGCUCAUGACCCGUAUUACCGGCAUUUUGGCCAAGUCUGAGCACCGGUAUAUCGUAUCGAAAGGACCGCUGCACGACAAGUAUGAACUGCCGGACAAUAUGUGGGGCUCGCAGUUUCUGCCGCAGACUGCAGUACUACCGCUGGUUGAUCUGGUCAUUACUCACGGCGGCAACAAUACAGUUACCGAAACUUUUUUUUACGGCAAACCAAUGUUAGUGUUGCCACUGUUUGGCGAUCAGUUUGAUAACGCCCAGCGACUCGAGGAAACGGGUCUCGGAUUACGUCUGAAUCCAUUCAACUGUACGGAUGAAGAGCUGUUGUCGGCGGUCGACCAGUUGGUAAACGACUCGGUAUUGUCCGAAACAAUGGCAUCUAUUGGGGAAAGAAUCAGAAAAUCCAACGACAAGGAAAUGGUGGCUAAACUUAUUGAACAAAUUGCUAUUAAUAAAUAA